UUGAAAUUUGAAGUUUGAAACGUGGAUAUUUCGAAAUAUCUAGUCAGCUGAUAAUGAGCGCUAGUGUGGUAGCGGCUCUGGUCAAGUUCGGUGAAACCCUUGGAGACAAGUCGGUUGAUACAAGUUCGAAACUACGUGUGCUGAGUACACUCAAUGAGGUAAAGCUUACUCUUAGUGAAUUAUCAGAGUCCGGUGUUGGUCGUGCUGUUCGUAAAUUAAAAAAUGAACCCGGUGAACUUGGAAAAACUGCUAGUACUCUUAUAUUAAAAUGGAAAAAUCUGCUCAGUGAGCAUAUAAAACAAGAAUCCAUAAAUAUCAGUGUACUCAAGGAUUCCGAAAAAUGUGAUGUUAAUGAAACAUCCAAAAGUCUCAGACAGACUUCAAGUAGAGGCAAAUCAGCGUCGGUUAGCAGUGAAAAAACAAUCAACUCGACUAAAAGUCCUGAGAAUAAUUUAGGGAGAAAUGUGCAACAUUUAGAUGAAGAUGACGUGGUCCCAAAUGCUCAAAAUAAUUCGCUACUUCACACAGCUGCAACUUCUGGUUGUUUUCCAAACAGUUCUACUUCUGACGAUUCGUGCUCAUAUUCCAAGAUUAACCAUAAGUUUCCAGAUAGUAAAAUUAAAUCGACAUCUAGCAAAAAACGAAAGUCUACAGAUAUUGUGGACUCAAUCGACUCUUCUAGUGGGAUUUCGUUUAUGGAUUCAUUAAAUGUCAACGCAAACACUCGCACUCAUCGAAAGAAAAAGUGUAAUCUAACCAGUGCUUCAAGUGAUGAUUCUCAACAGGGCGUCGACAGAAAGCUUGAUAUAACUCCUCUGAAUAUUCUACUUCGACCUUCUGAAGCAUUUAGUGCAGAAAUCAUCUCAUCACUUUCUGAACCAGUUAGUCGUCCAGAUGUCGUUCAUCUCCCACCUAAUUUUCAGCUAAAUGAAACAGAAAAAAAACAACUUUCAGUGGAAGACGAUUUCGAUAAUGGAGAUUUGAAAUUCAAAUCAAAGAAAGUUCUUUGGGUACCAAGACAAAACCGUUCAUCGUUACCUCCUAACAAUCAUUCGAAUUCAUAUGAUGAUUUUCCUGGUUUCUUUGAUCCUCCCAGUUUAAUUGAUCUUUGUGUUGAUGUAUUGGCUCGUAAUAUAAGUCGUAUUAAUCAUUUCGGACAAGUACCUUAUGAAUUGCUAGCGAAAGUCUUACGUAGUGCCUCGGUGGAUGACUUGACCAGAAUUGAACGUUAUAAUCCACAAUUCGUUGGAUUGAAUGAUGAUUUAUGGCGUAAAUAUAUAAAUCGAGAUUUUCAUCAUUUAUCUAAUAUUCGUCGUCGACCAGAUGAAACAUGGUGUGAUUUUUACAAUCGAUUAUCUAAAGAAGAAACAAAGCGUUUAGAUCGAAUUAUUUCACAAUCUGCACGUAAAGCCAAAGAAGAACUAGAAAGUAAGUUAGUUAAUAAAGUUAUUAUACAUUGAAAAGAAAAACCGUUGUCAAUAAUUGUAAGCACUUUUUACACAGAUAUAUUUAUAUGGUAUGAUUUAUAAUUAUUAUUAUUUACAAUUCAAUACUUUUUAGAGUUACACACACAUAAAUUUACACGAGAAAAACAGGAAUUGUGUAGUAAAUGGUUGUUCAGAUAAAAUGGUAGUAUUUGUUAUUUGAUUGUUGUAUACAAUAAUCGCAAUGAAUAAAAUUAAUGACUCCUUUAAGUUAUGAGUUAUGUAAUGCUUGGUUCAGUCAGUAACAACGUAGAACUUCGCACGUACGUACAUCAGUUCGAGUUGCCACACCACAUUAGUACAGAGAUGCAGUGGUCGAUUCAAAUCCCGUAGUGGUAAAGGUAGUCAAAUUAUAAGUUGUAAUCAGAAAAAUUAUGGUUUGAAGAUGUUAUUCAAAGAGUAUAAUCCAGUGAAAUAAAUUUGGAAAGAGAAAAAAGAAAGGGAUAUGAAGAAUUCAGAAGAUUAGGAUUUGGGAGAACACAAAAAGUGGAUGCACUUGCACCAUUGCAAACGAUUUUGAGCCAUGUCAUUCAAGGUCUCUAACCAUCGGUUGCUAUCAUCUCGUGGUCCCCAACCAGGUAGUCUACACAUACCAACAUGGCUCACUCAGUCCACUUGUCAGUGGCUUCAUGGACUUGUGUCAUUUUUUGGUCUGGCCGCCUCUAGCUUUCUUCCAACUUACUCCUUUACCACUGAACAUAGCACAUCGAGGAAGUCGGUCGUUAGGCAUACGUAACACGUGUCCCAGACAUCUCAACGGAUGAAGUUUCACUACUUCAUCAAUUGAUUUGCCAUCUUUACCUAGUACCCGUUUCCUAACAACUGUGUUACUUACUCGAUGGUCCCAGGAUAUACGAGUAAUGUUUCGAAUACACAUGUGAUCAAAUACUAGUAACGUACGAAUAUCCUUUACUCUUACCGGUCAUGUUUCACUGCCAGUAAGAGUAAUACUUGGUUACUAAAUAUACAUUUAUAUAUGUACAAUUGGCUUUGAGUUGCAUUGUAGAUAUUAAAUCAAAUACUACUAUACAGUUUCUCAAACCUGAAAGAAGGUAGAGUGUAAACCCCACUUUAUUUGUAUUGUUUUCUUACAUCCAGUUAAUAUUAUUAGCUACAACUGAUUGAUCAUUGAGUACCGAUUGAUGUAAUAUUUGUCUAGUCCUCUUAGUGUUCAUGGUGUUCUGUCGUGCAAGUUAAAGUGUAGCUACUAGUCGAAGUGACUGGAUAUCACUUGUUGAUCAAGUUCUGUCGUUCAAGUUCAAUCAACAUUAAGGCACUAUAUAAAAAUUACAUUGGUCAUUACUCAUUCACCAAUUAAUUGUAAAUAUGUAAGUUCAACAUGUGAUCAGAAUAUGGCCCAGUAGUAACGUCUCAUGUUAAAACUAGGUGAAGUGGGUUCGAAUCCCACAGGACCAUCAGUCCCUUCGUGGUUGCAGAUACACCUUGUUGACGAGUUCUAACUAGUACAAAACCUAGGACAUGCAAGGUUUCUUUCCGACUACCUUCAACCAUAAAACAUCAGCAUGACAUUAUCAACUCUCACAUAGUAAGGCCGAGUACGCAAAAAUGUAAUUGGCAAAUGAAAUAAAUGAUUAUUAUUAUUGUUAUUCUAUUUAUUAGUGAUUUGUGUUUCGUCUAAUCUACUGUAGUUUGGAUUCAUUAUUCCCCACACUUAAAACCAAGACACAAAUAUAGGAUAAUAUACGGUACUAUUCAAUAUGACUAUAAAUUUAACUUAUGCAAAGUACUCAAAUGAAUUGCAUCACUGAGGUAUACAGCUAAUGAGUUCAGCAAAGUUUGUGCAAUCACAUAUAGAAUAUAUUAAACAGAUAAAUGACUAAAGAACACAAAAAUAGUUACUUGUCACAAAAGAAAUACGCCUGUGACAAACAAGGAGGGUAAGUUUGUCAUCUAACGAUCAAUUAAUUUCAUCAAUCAAACUCAAACUUGCAACAAUUUUUACAAUCAAAAUGUAAGAACAUCAUUUAAUUAAGCUUUUAAGUAAUAUGAACUCGUUAGUUGUUUAACAAAAAAAGACACCUCAUACAAUCUAAAAAUGUAAUUAUACCCUCAAAAGGUAGCCCAAUUCAAUCAACUCAAGCUGCAAUAAUUCAAACUUUGAAAAAGCAUUAUGGCAACUCUCAUAGGAAAGUGGUUAAGUAAAUUCAAACUAAAAAGGUUAAUAAAGGCCGAUUAAUAACAAUGAUAUAAUAAGAAAGCUGAAAUUACAAGUAAAUUAGAUAAUAAUAUUCGUCGUCAACCAGAUGAAAUAUGGUGUGACUUUUACAAUCGAUUAUCUAAAGAAGAAACAAAGCAUUUAGAUCGAAUUAUUUCACAAUCUACACGUAAAGUCAAAGAAGAACUAGAAAGUAAGUUAGUUAAUAAACCAGGUCUGUUGUGAGAUAUCAACUCACUGAAGACAAUGGUGUACGUUGGUGCAACUUCGUGGAUUAAGUGAAGUUAGACAGUAACACGGUUGGAUGCCGGCUCAGCGGUCUAAUGGUUAAGCCCUCGCGCGCGAGACUGAUAGAUCCUGGGUUUGAAUCUCACAGGGGGCGGGAUCGUGGAUGCGCACUACUGAGGAGUCCCAUACUAUAACGAAACGGCCGUCCAGUGCUUGCAGGUUUUUUCCAUGUUGGUCCAGCUUCAAUUGACUCAUGAUUUCAACUAUUGAAAUUUCUGAAAAAAUCUCCACAAAACCCCUUGUAAUGGUAAUAAUAGUUUGAUCUAGAACCAAAAGAAGAACAAAUAGAACACAAAAAUGGAAAUACCGAAUGUAAUUUCAUAUUCAGAAUGUGACAAAAGGUUAUUGUGACAUACAGUGUAUAGGUGAAGAGAUUUUCACAAACAACUGCAC
Messenger RNA from Schistosoma intercalatum, 4341 nucleotides. NCBI's taxonomy places the organism in Eukaryota, Metazoa, Platyhelminthes, Trematoda, Strigeidida, Schistosomatidae. The record is from the annotation of a GenBank genome assembly.